Vollenhovia emeryi is the source of this 515-nucleotide messenger RNA. RefSeq lists its product as uncharacterized. The record is from RefSeq and is a predicted model, not a curated record. The transcript has 2 exons. NCBI's taxonomy places the organism in Eukaryota, Metazoa, Arthropoda, Insecta, Hymenoptera, Formicidae. Bases 34 to 375 code for a protein of 113 amino acids.
UUUAUCAUUUUUAGCCUUAAGAAGAAGACAACUAUGGAAGCUACAGAUAACGAGGAUGCAAUUUGUAAAACAUCAAGUAGUGAAACAUCAAGUGACUUGCAAUCAGUUCAAACUUUACAAACAGAAAAUUUAAAUCUAAAAUUAGUCCUGAAAGAAUACAAAAGAAAAUUAAAUAAUAGAAGUAGUUUAUUGAGUAAAUAUAAAAAGCAAGUCAAAAUAUUAAAACAGAAGCUGAAGCUUCAUUCUGAUACAUUAACAGAUCCAAAUUCGGAGGUUCCAAUGAAUAAAUUUUGUAGCCAAUUCAUUCGAAGUCAAUAUCGAUUAAUGAUGAAACCUAAAAAAGGCAGAAGAAAAUUUUCUGUCUUCCAAGCAUGAGUUCACUGCGAUCUUGGCUAAAUAAUGUGCAUGUUACAUCUGGUAUAAAUUUAACAGUAUUACAAUUAAAAAUUAAAUCGGAAAAAAAAGCUUCGACAGGAGGAAAAAAUUAUUUCACUUAUAUUUGAUGAAAUGUCAUU